Messenger RNA from Sinocyclocheilus grahami, 607 nucleotides. It is a transcript of the gene thrsp, whose product is annotated as thyroid hormone responsive. The transcript has a single exon. Gene Ontology annotation, biological process: regulation of lipid biosynthetic process. The record is from RefSeq and is a predicted model, not a curated record. The coding region runs from base 79 to 495 and encodes 138 amino acids. Gene Ontology annotation, cellular component: cytosol. NCBI's taxonomy places the organism in Eukaryota, Metazoa, Chordata, Actinopteri, Cypriniformes, Cyprinidae.
UUUCUUCAGAUUUUGCACUGCAUCCAGGCCCCGUCUGCUACACCAUCUAAUCAAGCCUGAAACCCACCUCGAGCAACCAUGCAGUCUGCCGAUGCCAAGCUCAGCCGAAGCUCCCUGCAGCUGGCCCUGAGGCGCUACAGCACAGCAGUGCACAAUAUGGAGCAGACCAUCCUGCUUCCCAGCCUCCUCAGAGACGUGCCGUACGACAACGAUCCAGACUGUGAGGCCGCCGACCACAGCAUGGACCUGUAUGAGUACUACCUUCUGCUGAAAGCCAUCAAGAACACGGUGGAGAGUGGCCUCAUCGCACAUGACGACGUCAAGGCCAAGAGUCACGCCACCCUGCACAAAGUUCUGGAGCCCCUGCUGGAGGCCGAGCUCGAGGCGCUUUUCCAUUUCCAUCUGCAAGGCCUGUUCACAGUCAUGGCAACGCUCACGAAGAAGUCCCAGAACUUGACGGAGAAAUAUUUGGACAUCGUUGGCAUCAGUCGUUAGGAUUCAGCACAUCUUGUGGAAAAAUCCAUGCUGGGAUAGGCUGUAAUUACCUGGAAAGCUGUUUAUGUCCUUGUCACUCUCUAUGUGACAUGCAAUAAAAAAUAUAAAAAAU